Humulus lupulus (European hop) is the source of this 1354-nucleotide messenger RNA. RefSeq names its product probable purine permease 10. The coding region runs from base 25 to 1239 and encodes 404 amino acids. Gene Ontology annotation, cellular component: membrane. Gene Ontology annotation, molecular function: purine nucleoside transmembrane transporter activity. NCBI's taxonomy places the organism in Eukaryota, Viridiplantae, Streptophyta, Magnoliopsida, Rosales, Cannabaceae. The transcript is spliced from 2 exons. The record is from RefSeq and is a predicted model, not a curated record.
CUAGCUCUCUCUAUCUCUCCAACCAUGGUUUGUGAAGGAAGUUCAUCUUUUGACAUGGAAGAAGUUCAAGAAAUUCAAUUCAACAUCAAAGCUCAGGAAGCUAACAAAGGAGAUUCUCAUAGCUAUGAAAAUGAAUCAAACCAGCCAAAUAGUCCUCAAACCAGAAGAUUUGCACUUUGGAUUCGAAUUGGGAUCUAUUCAUUCCUUGCUCUCUUUGGCCAGGCAGCAGCAACCUUGCUAGGCAGAUUGUAUUAUGAAAGAGGUGGAAAGAGCCAAUGGUUGGCAACACUUGUUCAGCUGGCAGGCUUUCCAAUCCUUCUCCCUUACUAUUUCUUCCCAAAUAAAAAGUGUAAAACCAAAACCAAUCACAACACUGCUACUACUACUCAUACUAUUCAGUCAAAUAAACCAUCUACCUUACUUGUUGCCUCACUUUACCUGGUUCUUGGCCUAAUCGUAGCAGCAAAUAGUUUUCUCGCCUCUGUUGGUCUCAUGUACCUUCCAGUAUCAACUUACUCAAUCAUAAGUGUAUCCCAACUGGCCUUCAAUGCUUUCUUCUCCUUCUUUCUCAACUCACAGAAGUUCACUCCUUACAUAAUCAACUCCUUAGUGCUUCUCACCAUCUCUUCUGUUCUGCUCGUUUUCGAACCCAAUUCUGAAGAAUCUUCUAAAGUCUCAAAAGGGAAGUAUGCAACUGGGCUUGUUUGCACUGUAUGUGACUCUGUAGGGUCUGGUUUAGUUUUCUCCUUAACUCAGUUUCUCAUGAAGAAAGUUCUUAAAAAGAAGAGCUUUUCAGUGAUCGUGGAUGUCAUAGUGUUUCAAUCACUUGUGGCAAGCGUUGCGAUUCUUGUGGGACUUUUUGCAAGCAGUGAUUGGGCAACUUUGAGGGAAGAAAUGAAUGAGUUUGAACUUGGGAAAGUUUCAUAUGUCAUGACAUUAUCAUGGACAAUCAUAACAUGGCAACUUUUCUUCAUUGGGACAAUGGGUUUAAUAUUAGAGGUCUCUUCCCUAUUCUCCAAUGCAUUAAGUGUUUUGGGUUUGCCUAUUGUCCCAGUUUUGGCAGUGUUUUUCUUCCAUGAAAAGAUGGAUGGGAUCAAGGUUAUGUCUAUGGUUUUGGCUAUUUGGGGCUUUGUUUCAUAUGCUUAUCAAAACUAUCUUGACAAUCACAGUUCCAAGAAUGACAACCCAAUAAGCAAUAGUCAAAACAAUGCUUCACCUGAGAAAGAGAUCAAUGAUUGAAUUUAUGAAUUAGCUUGUUUUCUAUAAGAUUUAUACGUAAAUAUAAAAGAAAAAGAGAGACAAAUAAAAUAAAAUAAAAUAAAAGAUUAGAUUAGAUGGGUUUGUUACUUACAUU